Messenger RNA from Trichoderma virens Gv29-8, 2208 nucleotides. RefSeq lists its product as uncharacterized. Gene Ontology annotation, molecular function: ATP hydrolysis activity; ATP binding; ATP-dependent DNA damage sensor activity. The record is from RefSeq and is a predicted model, not a curated record. Gene Ontology annotation, cellular component: MutLalpha complex. The transcript has 3 exons. Bases 1 to 2208 code for a protein of 735 amino acids. Lineage: Eukaryota; Fungi; Ascomycota; Sordariomycetes; Hypocreales; Hypocreaceae. Gene Ontology annotation, biological process: mismatch repair.
AUGGAAAUCGACAACGCUCCAAGUGGGACUAAAAGGAAGGCAGAGGAUGAAAUCGAGGCUCCGAAACCAGCACGAAGGAUCAGGGCUCUGGAUCCCGAUGUUGUGAACAAGAUUGCUGCUGGGGAGAUUAUUGUUGCCCCUGUUCACGCGCUCAAAGAACUGAUUGAGAAUGCCGUGGAUGCAGGUUCAACGUCGUUGGAGAUUCUUGUCAAAGACGGAGGUUUAAAAUUGCUUCAAAUCACCGAUAACGGCGGUGGCAUUGAGAAAGAAGACUUGGAAAUCUUAUGCGUUCGGCAUACGACAUCCAAAAUCUCCACGUUUGAAGACCUUUCGUCCAUUGCAACAUAUGGAUUCCGCGGCGAAGCUCUGGCCAGCAUCAGUCACAUUGCCCACCUCACAGUCACGACAAAAACCAAGGAGUCAUCUCUCGCCUGGCGCGCACAUUACCUGGACGGAAAACUGGCUCCCCCGAAGCCAGGGCAGUCUGCGGAGCCCAAGGGCGUUGCCGGGCGCCAGGGUACCCAAAUUACAGUAGAAGACUUGUUUUUCAAUGUGCCCACUCGUCGAAGAGCGUUUCGGUCUUACGCCGAUGAAUUCAACAAGAUCAUCGACAUGGCCGGUCGUUACGCGAUUCAUUGCAAAGGCGUUGGCUUCACUUGUAAAAAGGCUGGUGAGGCAUCCAAUUCGCUGUCUGUACAGGCGCAAGCAACCGUGAUAGACCGUAUCCGUCAGAUCCAUGGCAGCAAUGUUGCCAAUGAGCUGAUAGAACUAUCUGUCUCCGACGACCGAUGGGGGUUCUCUGCCAAUGGGUAUGUCACGAAUGCCAAUUACCACAUCAAGAAGACGACGCUGCUCUUGUUCAUCAAUCACCGCUGUGUUGAAUCGUCAACCAUGAAAAAAGCGCUUGAACAGACAUAUACCAGCUUCUUGCCAAAGGGCGGUCACCCUUUCAUCUAUCUCAGCCUUGAAAUUGACCCGGCUCGAGUGGAUGUAAAUGUCCACCCUACCAAACGGGAGGUCCAUUUCCUCAAUGAAGAAGAGGUUAUCCAGGCGAUUUGCAAGAAAAUCGAGUUGGAGCUUGCUACAGUGGAUGAGAGUCGAACAUUUCUAACGCAAACACUGCUGCCGGGAGCCAAGCCUGUUGAACCUUUAGAUGAGGAUGAUAGCGAUGCAGCCCCCAAGUUCACUACACCGGCGCUCAGGAAGGUGCGGCGAAAUUCGAAUGACCUUGUCCGGACGGACAAAUCUCAGGGCAAGAUUACAGCCCUGUUCUCACCUGCUGGCCCCGCUGAUAAAGCAGGUUCUCCUGCUAGAGCAGUGGAAGACGAAACAUGGGCAGUUCCAGAACCCGUCGAAUACACGACGAUAGACCGCGAUCAGGUACAGUGCCGACUCAGGAGCAUCAAGGAGCUUCGCCAAGAUGUUCGAGAUGAGAUCCACCAUGAGUUGACGGAGAUUAUUGCUUCUCACACGUUUGUCGGUGUCGUCGAUGAGGGGCGACGGCUUGCCGCUAUCCAGGGAGGCGUGAAGCUGUAUCUGAUUGAUUAUGGCCACACCUGCUUUGAGUACUUUUACCAGCUUGGACUGACUGACUUUGGGAAUUUUGGGGCUAUCAAUUUCAGCCCGCCACUAGACCUCACAGAACUUCUCCAGCUGGGAGCAGAAGCAGAAAAGGAGGCCAUGGGUGUUUCCGACGAAGAGUUCAAUGUCGAUGCCGUUGUUUCAAAGGUAGCGAACCAACUCAUCGAACGGAGAGAGAUGCUCCAAGAGUAUUUUUCUCUCGAAAUUACGCCUACUGGAGAGUUGGUAUCCAUCCCUCUUCUCGUCAAGGGAUAUACCCCAUCCAUCGGAAAACUGCCCCGGUUUCUCAUUCGCCUCGGGCCCCAUGUCGAUUGGAAUGAUGAAAAGUUGUGCUUUCAGACUUUCCUCACGGAGUUGGCGACAUUUUAUGUCCCUGAACCAUUACCCACGUCGCCCACUGGGAAAUACGAGCAAGGUGACUUGGAUGCAGAAGAGGGACAGGAACUCAUGGAUGACGAGGCUCUUGAGGAGGUCAGAGUAAGAAGGCAGCAUAUCCGAUGGGCCGUUGAGCACAUCUUCUUCCCAGCGUUUAGGUCGCGGCUGAUAGCGACGAAGAAGCUCAUGGAGGGAGCCGUGUUGGAGGUGGCAAGUUUGAAGGGGCUAUACAAGGUAUUUGAGCGGUGUUAA